AUGAAUUCAUCGUCUAGAGUGGCUGGUCAAGGACUGUAUGCUUCUCCUCCUCCGCCAGCUUCCGACUGCUCCUGUCUUACUCCACCACCACCACCACCUCCUCCUCCAUCUCCUACUACAAAUUGUCCACCGCCUCCUUCACCACCUGUGACAACGACUUCUCCACCGCCUCCUCCUCCGGGGUCAAAUUACUACCCUCCAUCCUACUAUUAUCCACCUCCACCAGGUGGCUACUGGCCGUACAACCCUUCACCCUCUAUAGACUACAAUUCUCCUCCCCCACCUAAUCCUAUCUUGCCUUAUUUCCCGUAUUACUAUCUCAAUCCUCCUCCACCGUAUUACUCUUCUUCAGCAACUAUGCUCAAUGCUUUUCCACCGUUGACCUGGGAGUCUGCAACAUCAAUUCGGCAGAGAUCAAAUAUCCAGGACAACAAUGCAGCACAAAUUACACAGACGUCAAUGAAUAGGUAG
Messenger RNA from Coffea arabica (coffee), 471 nucleotides. Lineage: Eukaryota; Viridiplantae; Streptophyta; Magnoliopsida; Gentianales; Rubiaceae. The record is from RefSeq and is a predicted model, not a curated record.